Molecule: messenger RNA, 1021 nt
Organism: Leptopilina heterotoma
Lineage: Eukaryota; Metazoa; Arthropoda; Insecta; Hymenoptera; Figitidae
Exons: 2
Coding region: 132-659 (175 amino acids)
Source: RefSeq, a predicted model, not a curated record
GUGUUCAGGCUCCUAUUGCAGAAAGGCCUUCAUGCUAUACAAUUUUUUAUUUUUUGACACUUUUCGUUUCGUGUUUAUUAUUUUUUUUUUAGAAAAAAACAACAAAAUAUUCUUAAUUAAACACAAAAAAUAUGUUAUCAGAAAGAUUAAAAAAAAAUAUUUCAUUUAAGGCUGGAAGAGAUAGCAUUGUUAAAGCAUUUGAUUUUUUAAAACAAGAGAAUUGUGAUAAGAAACGAAAUUUAAAGAAAUGUAAAGAUAACCACGAAAAAAGAGUUGAAAAUUGUACUUCGAGUGUUGACUUGAAGAAAAAUAAACAUUGCAAUUCAACUGUCUUUUCAUCAAGUUCUAUUGCCCUUAAAAUGCGUUCAUGUUCAAUGGAACAUGAUUGGAUUAGUUUGCAAAGAUUAAUUCCUUUACUCCUGGAUUUUUCGAUUGACAGAGAACCUAUUUUAUGGAGAUUUUCAUUGAUUAUGUUUCUCAAUAGCUCUGAAAGCCACGAACAUGUUAUAUGUGAUUUUCUAGACAGAUGUCUUGGGAGUACGAGUGAAAUUCAAUCUGAUGAACCGGACAGACAUUUACAACAAUUGCUAACUGUGGAGUCUUUACAACAUAAAUUCGAAGAAAUUUGGAUAAAAGAAUUAGAAUAUAUCGAACAUUAGUUCGUUACAUUUGAUAGUGAUUAAUAUGUGUUGUAUAUAUGUAUAUACAUUUUAUUAACUUUUUUAAUUGUCUCAAGUAAUAUUUAACAUUUUUAUUCAGAAAAAGAGGCAAGAACAUGCUUAUUUAGAAAAACAUGAAAAACUUGCAAAUUCGAAAAUUUCUGUCAAAUUUCAAGACUUUCUUUUAUUGAAAAAAUUUAAUAAAUAUACUUUAAUUUUGUUACAUCGAGAAUAACUUUUCUAAUAUAAGAAUAUAUUAAUGAUAUAAAAUUAUAAUACUGCCGAUAAUUUAAAAUUUAACUAAGAAUGUUAAUUUCCGAAUUGGUACUGUAAAAAAUCGGAAUAAAAUUUAGUUUUUUGAA